Selaginella moellendorffii is the source of this 1074-nucleotide messenger RNA. Its product is annotated as fructose-bisphosphate aldolase, cytoplasmic isozyme. The transcript has 2 exons. Gene Ontology annotation, biological process: fructose 1,6-bisphosphate metabolic process; glycolytic process. Gene Ontology annotation, cellular component: cytosol. NCBI's taxonomy places the organism in Eukaryota, Viridiplantae, Streptophyta, Lycopodiopsida, Selaginellales, Selaginellaceae. Gene Ontology annotation, molecular function: fructose-bisphosphate aldolase activity. The record is from RefSeq and is a predicted model, not a curated record. The coding region runs from base 1 to 1074 and encodes 357 amino acids.
AUGUCGGCCUAUAUGGGAAAAUAUGCUGACGAGCUUAUCAUCAACGCGAGGUACAUUGCCAGCCCUGGGAAAGGAAUUCUUGCAGCAGAUGAAAGUACCUCGACAAUUGGAAAGCGUUUCCAGAACAUAAAUGUGGAAAAUGUAGAGCAGACCAGAAAGGAUUACAGAGAGCUUCUCUUUACGGCACCAGGCGUGAUGAAAUACCUGAGCGGCGUGAUCCUAUACGAAGAAGCCCUGUAUCAAAAGACCAACUCCGGGAAGCCGUUUGUUGAACUAAUGAAAGAAGGUGGCGUUCUCCCGGGAAUCAAAGUCGACAAAGGAAUUGUUGAACUCCCUGGUACCGACGGUGAAACCGCUACAACGGGUUUAGAUGGACUUGGAGAAAGAUGUGCAGCAUACUACAAGGCCGGUGCCCGCUUUGCCAAAUGGAGAGCAGUCCUGAAAAUCGGUGAGAAGGAACCAACUGACCUGGCAAUAGAUGAAAACGCACAUGGUUUAGCAAGGUACUCCAUCAUCUGUCAAGAGAACGGACUGGUACCCAUAGUUGAGCCCGAGAUUCUAUCUGACGGUUCACACGACAUAAAAAAGUGUGCGGAAGUAACCGAGAGAGUCCUCAUUGCCUGCUACAAGCACCUCAUUAACAACCAUGUCCUUCUCGAGGGAACGCUGCUCAAGCCAAACAUGGUUACUGGUGGCUCGGACGGACCAAAGUCGAGCAAUGAAGAUAUUGCGCGCUACACCAUUCUUGCACUUCAAAGGACGGUUCCUGUUGCUGUGCCAGGAAUCAUGUUCCUGUCUGGUGGCCAGAGCGAGGAGGAGGCAACGCUCAACCUCAACGCCAUGAACAAGUUCAACACCAUGAAGCCGUGGACGCUUAGUUUCUCGUAUGGACGAGCAUUGCAGCAGAGCACUCUGAAGGCCUGGUCCGGAAAGAAGGAGAACAUUCCAAAUGCGCAGAAAGUACUUCUCGGGCGUUGCAAGGCCAACUCUGAUGCCACACUCGGGAGGUAUGUUGGAGGGGCAGGUGGUGCAAGUGCAUCAGAGAGCCUUUACGUGAAGAAUUACAAAUACUGA